Apis florea (little honeybee) is the source of this 1107-nucleotide messenger RNA. Its product is annotated as short transient receptor potential channel 4. The record is from RefSeq and is a predicted model, not a curated record. Gene Ontology annotation, biological process: calcium ion transmembrane transport; regulation of cytosolic calcium ion concentration. NCBI's taxonomy places the organism in Eukaryota, Metazoa, Arthropoda, Insecta, Hymenoptera, Apidae. Gene Ontology annotation, molecular function: protein binding; store-operated calcium channel activity; inositol 1,4,5 trisphosphate binding. Gene Ontology annotation, cellular component: plasma membrane; cation channel complex.
AUGGAAGAAUAUGAUGAGGAUCCCUUCGCCGUUCCAAGGGAAUCUGCUGUAAUAAUUCCACAUUUGCAACAAUUGGAAAAAGAUUUCUUUGAACUGGUUGGUUAUGGAAAUGUUGCAGAUGUAAAAGACUUUCUUGAGGCUCAUCCCGAUUUCAAUAUUAAUGUAAUGGAUUUUCAGGGUGUCACCGCGCUUCACAUCGCCGUCCAUGAUAGAAACCUACCGAUGGUCGAGUACCUUUUGACCCAUCCUUACAUCGAUCCGGGCGAUGCACAUUUACACGCUAUCAGAGAUGGCGAGAUAAGGAUCACGCAGGUUAUUUUGAAUAAACUGAACCAACUGUCUCCGGGAUUGGAGUACGCAGGGGUGACCCAAAGUGCCGAUUUUCCGGACGAAACAACUCCACUCACGCGCAGAAGCGAACGAGAAAAAUACGAUCUGCUCACCACCGAGAAAAUGCGAAUAUUUAUAUAUAAAGCUGUCACGAACCCGGCGUUCAUUUGUCAAACCGUCGACGACCCAAUUUUGGAAGCGUUCAAUUUGUCUUACGAACUACGAAAUGCUGCCGAUUUCGACAGAGAAUUUUAUUACGAGUAUAGAAGUCUCUCCGAGGCUGUCUCGCAAUUCGCAACCGAUUUGAUCGGUUGCGCAAGAACUGUGGAGGAGGUGGAAGAAAUUUUGAAACAAUCCACUGGAUUCGCUCUUUCGUCCAAAUUUCUAUAUCCAAGGCUGCUGUUCGCUUUGCAUAACAAGCAGAGAUCCUUUGUCGCCCAUCCCAAUAUACAACAGGUCGUAAUUUCAAGCAAAUGGAUAGAGGGAUGGUACGAAUGGAAGAUCAUGACACCAUGGAUGAAGUGUCUAAUCGUAAUAUUACGCAUGUUCACGCUUUUCGUGGUAUUAGUAGUGAUUCUGGUAGCUCCAAAUUCUAAGAAAUCGAAAUUUUGGCAAUCACCCGUGAACAAGUUCAUCUCGUCAACCGCCAGCUACUUGUGGUUCCUCCUUAUCGUUUUUCUUCAAUCGAAUAUAGAUAAAAGCGAGCAACUUCGUGGACCGCCAAAUACAGUACAACAUAUGUACAAAAUAUUCCAGAAAUCAACUGAUGAAGCUUGA